CGACCACGGGAAGUAGCGAAGAAGAAGCAGACUUGUUGUGGUUGACGGUGUCAGCAGCAGCGGACUCACCUGGCGGACAGGUGCGACCUCAGCCCGGACUAAUCCAAAGUGCAGUGAACGCCCCCUGCAGGUCAAAGGUCGACUCCUCCCCCAGCGGUCAUGGCCCUGAUCUCUCUGGAAGACCUCGACGGAUUGGACGACGAGCAACUGGACGAUGACAUCACCGACAACCCAGAGCCAAUGGAUGAAGACGACCGACUGCUGAGUCACUGGCAGGCUGUCGCCAGCACCCACCAGGUGUCAGUACCUCCAGACAUGACCGGACCCAUACAGGAAAUGACCCGCAACAGCCAGCAGAGGGAGCCCCUCCCCUUCGCGCCAAUAUCCCGCCAUGAGAAGAUGGGGGAGGAGCUGUAUGAGGAGCGGGUGUACGCAGCAGGACACUGGGCCUGUGUGACCAGAGGCGAGGAUCUGUACGAGCAGAGCAUCUCUAUGGGCUUCAUGAAACUGAUGCGCUUCAUCUGUAAAGAGAACUCCGCAGGUAAAUACCUGGGAAUGACGGUGCCUGUGGUCAGUAACAUUCACAUGAUGGAGGACGGAACCACGUUUAAGAAAGAUGUCCAGACUUCGUUCUUCCUGCCCACUGACUUUCAGACCAACCCCCCCCAACCCUACGACUCCGACAUCACCAUCGUCUACAGAGAGCCAAUCAGAGUCGUCACCAGGACAUUCCUGGGGACGACCACGGAGGAGACGGUGACACGUCAGAUCAGUCUGCUGUGGGAGAUCCUCGGCGCCACCGACGACCUCUGCAGAGACAACUACAUGGUCGCUGUGUACGAGAACCCUGGUGUACCUCGCCGCAGGAACGAGAUCUGGUUCAUCAGACGCAACCUGUAGAUGCCUUCCUCUGCUCCGCCUCCUCAUCCUCCUCUGAUUGGCUGGUUUGUUGUGUACACACUUCCCAUAGCCGAGUUAAUUUUUUUUAAUGUCAAACUGACCAAUCAGAGCAGGUUUAUGCUUGUUAGCUGGUCCUGACACUAUGCUCCGCUCCUCACCCCCUCCCAUCCAAUCAGAACGGCUUUCUCUGACUAACUGACAGCCCAUUGGUUCACACUUUCAGAUGUUCCUGUGUCACUUCCUGUCACAUGUACAGUCGGUGUGUAGAAUAGAAUCAGGACAGUUAGAGGUGGUACAUCACCAUCAUAUCAGAAGAAGCAGAAGCUAUGACAUCAUCUUGGGAAAGCAGGAAGUUACAACUCCACUCAGACCAAUCAGCUGAGUUCAGUCUGGUGUCAGUUGCAGAGAUGUGGAUGAAAGGGCACAAUCUCAGUUUAGUUCCAGUCUGUGUCAAAGCGUGAUCAUCUGAACACGUGACAGAGACGACGUCGUCCUUCUAUGUUCAUCUGAACACGUGACAAGAAUAAAAAUUAAUCUGCCCUUCAAUCUGCAGGUGUGACAGUGACGAUCCUGCAGACCCGAACCAGGUCUGGAGUUUGGACCUGGUUCAGGUCUAGAGUUCAGACCAGAUGGAGGUUUGUGUCAUAAUGAACGUUGGUUUACAAUAAAAAGGACAGUGAAUAUUUUUGUAACUUUUUCAUCAUCAGUCAGAUCUGAUGCUGGUUUUAGAUUCUGGUCCUGUGAAGGUUUUAAACGGUGAAGAGGUUUCACUCUGACAGAUAUAUGUUGAUUUGUGGUGACGGCCCUCCACAUGUUCAGGCAGGUGACUCCAUGUUCACAUAUGACCUGCAUGUUAAUGUGACUUUGACAAAGUGGUUUUAACCCUGCAGCUCUUCUACACUUUAUUUUCUGAAUAUUUGAUGUGAAAUCAUUAAAGAAUCGACCAAACAGUUUGUGACUCUUGGUGCCUGUUAGUUCUUCUGUUGGACAAAUGUACUUCAUUUUUAUUGUGAAACUUUUUUCCUUCUAUUUCAACAUUUGUGUAUAAAAUAUUCAAAUAAAAUCUGAUGUAAAAGUAACGUUAUGUGAUAGUUUCUGAAUGACUUUAGAUCCUGACUUUAAAUGAACCAGCUGGUUCAGACUCUGGUACAUUGGUGAAAAUAUUAACUGACUUCAAACUGAACCUGAUGAGACGUCAGCGAUAAACGCUAAAACUCCUGAACCAAAACAACUUUAUUUACAAAAACAAAUCUGGAGUAUUACAAUCGUUUUCACCCCAACAGUCGCAUUAAGAAAAACACUCUAAAACUAUUAAGAAAAAAAUAAAAAAGACAGAAAA
Messenger RNA from Seriola dumerili (greater amberjack), 2239 nucleotides. It is a transcript of the gene soul4, whose product is annotated as heme-binding protein 1-like. Bases 160 to 900 code for a protein of 246 amino acids. The record is from RefSeq and is a predicted model, not a curated record. The transcript has 6 exons. NCBI's taxonomy places the organism in Eukaryota, Metazoa, Chordata, Actinopteri, Carangiformes, Carangidae.